This is a messenger RNA of Clavispora lusitaniae ATCC 42720, 6393 nucleotides long. RefSeq names its product ATP-dependent RNA helicase. The record is from RefSeq and is a predicted model, not a curated record. NCBI's taxonomy places the organism in Eukaryota, Fungi, Ascomycota, Pichiomycetes, Serinales, Metschnikowiaceae. Gene Ontology annotation, molecular function: nucleic acid binding; ATP binding; ATP hydrolysis activity.
AUGUCCGGACACAUUGAAGGCGGGUCAUUGGAUUCAGUGGCACAGGGAAAAAGCCAAAAAGAUGAAAAUGAGAUCGAUUAUAAUCCAACGUCUUUAGCUGGACAAAUUUCUGUCAAGGAAAUGGGCACCCGAGCGAAAUCGGAGCCUGAAGGCCAAAAAAGCCAACCCCCAACAACAGAACAAACAAACCAAAGUACAAAUACCGACAGCUUUUCAGAAGACUAUGCGCUCGAAAACAUGGCGUACCGACCCACAACAGCGCAGAACAGCGACAUAUUCGAACAACUUAUAGUUUGUGUCAGAAAACAUAUUCCAGAUGAGCUGCACAGCGUGAUUCUUUCGGCGGCAGAUGCAAUCCUAGAGGUGCUCAAAGGCGACACAGGCAUGACGCAGCAAAAAGCUGAGAUCGAAAAGCUUCUAUCGUUGACCUUAGAUGAGGAACAGUUCACGGAACUAUCAGGGUACGCCAGUCAGAUUACUGAUUUUGGAGAACGAGAAGAGGAGGAAGAGAGCGGCGAUAUCGUUGCGGUGGAGUUUGAAGAGGAUGGGGCCCAGGACCAGUUUGCUGACACUGGUAUGGCAGACGAUAUAAUACCCGACAAUUUGGAAGCGGCAGAAGAUACAAAAGCAGAAAGCGUGCCCGAAGGCGAAGACAUGCCACACGCCAUUGUUGUUGCGCCAGGUCAAGAGAAGGAGGGAGAAGAAGAAAAUGGGGGAAAAGAAGCUGAAGGUUCUGCGCUCAAUUUGGGCGAUAUUACGCCCGAUUUUCUUUUCUCGCGCCUCAGUGCGGCGGCGCCCGAAACCGACGCGGACGAAAUCCGUGAAACGUGCAAGAAAAUCUCGCGGGUGCUCAACGACAGCGAAAUUGCGGGCGAAAAUUUGGAGCAGCGGCUCAUGGCGGCGACCGAUUUCCGUUACCUCGACUUUGUACAUAUGUGCAUGGAGCAACGAUGGCGCAUUGUUUUUGGGGUGAAGUUGAAGCAGAACCGGGCCAAGGCGCUCGAACAGAUGCGGGCGAUGGGGCUCGAGGAGUUGGAGCGCGAAGCCAGCGGGGCGAAAAAACGGGCAGCCACAGAAGUGGCGGGCGAGCGAAAAAGAGCGCGCACAGAAGAGACCAGAGACAUAGAGGAGACAAGUACCGAAGAUGUCAUAAACACCAAGGACAUCCCAGAAGACACAUCCGAUACUUCAGAAAACACCACCACAGACAAAUCCACAGAGCUCCGAGUAGUGGAUCUCGGUGCGCUCGCGUUCGACCAGGGCGCCCAUCUUAUGGCGAGCGCGAAAAUCUCGCUCCCCAAAGGCUCGUACCAGCAGAACAAAAAGCAGUACGACAUCAUCAGCGUGCCGGCGCCCACGCCCACGCCGCCGCCGCCUGCCGCAGAGCCGCUUGUGUCGGUUGCAGAGAUGCCCGAGUGGGCGCAGGCGGCCUUCCCUGCGGGCGAAACCGCCACGUUGAACCGCAUCCAGUCGCAGAUAUAUCCCAAGGCGUUUUUGUCGGACGAAAACCUUCUUCUCUGCGCGCCCACGGGCGCGGGAAAAACCAACGUGGCCAUGUUGGCGCUUCUUCGAGUUUUGGGCAACAACCGCGACGCCAGCGGGCGCGUGAUGGUGAAAAAAUUCAAGUGUGUCUACAUUGCGCCGCUCAAGGCGUUGGUGGCGGAACAGACGCGCGAGUUUCUGCGGCGCCUCACGCUGUUUGGCGUGGUGGUGAAGGAGCUUACGGGCGACCUGGCGUUGAGCGCGCGCGAGAUCCGCGAGGCGCAGGUGUUGGUGACCACGCCCGAAAAAUGGGACGUGGUGACGCGCAAGGAGCCGCACUUUGCGCGCUUGGUGCAGUUGGUGGUGCUCGACGAGAUCCAUCUUUUGCACGACGAACGAGGGCCGGUGCUCGAGAGCAUUGUUGUGCGGGCGAAAAGGGCUGCGCACGCGCGCCUCGUGGGUCUUUCGGCCACCUUGCCCAACUACGAGGACGUGGCGCUGUUUUUGGGCGUGCGCGCGGCGGGGCUUUUCUACUUCGACGCCAGUUUCAGGCCGUGCCCGUUGCAGCAGGAGUACAUUGGCAUCAAGGAAAAGAAGGCGAUCCGCAAAGUGGCGGCCAUGAACGACGCGUGUUUCGAAAAAGUGGCCUCAAGUGUGGCCCAGGGCCACCAGGUGAUUGUGUUUGUGCAUCUGCGUAAAGACACCGUGCGCACGGCGCAGUUUCUUGCGGCGCGAGCAGAGGCCGAAGGCGUUCGAACCGUGCGGUCGGACGGCGCGCGCGAGAUCUUGGCCCAGGAGGCGGCGGCCGCGAAAAACAAAAACUUGGCGGAGAUCUUGCCCUCGGGCUUCGCCGUGCACCACGCCGGUCUUGCGCGGCCCGACCGGUCUGCUGUCGAAGACCUCUUUGCCCAGGGCCAUGUGCAAGUGUUGGUGUCCACGGCCACGUUGGCGUGGGGUGUCAAUUUGCCGGCGCACACGGUCAUCAUCAAGGGCACCGACACGUACUCGCCAGAAAAGGGCAGCUGGGUGCAGUUGCUGCCGCAGGACAUAUUGCAGAUGCUUGGGCGUGCCGGGCGGCCGCGCUACGACAAGUCGGGCGAGGGUGUGAUCAUCACCGCGCACGACGAGCUCCAGUACUAUUUGGCGGUGCUCAACCAGCAGCUUCCGAUCGAGUCGCAGCUCAUGGCACGGCUCGCCGACUGCAUCAACGCCGAGGUGGCGCUGGGCGCAGUGGACUGCCGCGCCGCAGCCUGCGACUGGUUGGCCCAGACGUACUUGUACAUCCGCAUGUUGCGGUCGCCGCGCCUCUACCAGGUGGGCGCGGAGUACGCGGGCGACACGGCGCUCGAGCGCAAACGGGCGGACCUUGCGCACUCGGCGCUAGUUUUGCUCGCGCAACAUCGCUUGGUCGACUACGACCCGCAGACGGGGAAAACCGCCGCGACCGAAUUGGGCCGCAUCGCCGCCAACUUCUACAUUUCCUACACCACCGCCGCUGCCUACCACUCGGCGCUCCGGCCGUGGAUGUCUGAGAUCGACCUUCUUGGCGUUUUCGCCCGCGCCGACGAGUUCCGCUUUGUGCCUGUCCGCGCCGAGGAGAAGGUGGAGGUGGCGCGGUUGGCCGACCAGGUGCCGAUUCCGUUGAAAGAGGCGCCCGACCGGCCGCGCGCCAAGAUCGGCGUGCUUCUUCAGGCGCACGUUUCGCGCUUGCGCUUGGACGGCUUUGCCUUGCUCGCAGACAUGGUGUACGUGACGCAGUCGGGCGGGCGGCUUUUGCGCGCGCUCUUUGAAAUGUGCCGCUCGCGGCGCUGGGCGCAGCUUGCCCACGCGGCGCUUUCCUUGUGCAAGCUGGUGGAGCUGCGCAUGUGGCAGGCCGCAUCGCCUUUCCGGCAGUUUGGCGACUUGGCGCCCGACCAAGUUGUGCGUGCCGCGGAGGCGUCGCAUCUUCCCUUCUCCAGCUACUUUGACUUGUCGCCGGCCGAACUUGCCGAGGCCAUCAACUUCCGCGGCCACAGCGCGCAGGCGCACCAGCUUCUUGCGCAGUACCCGCGCUUCGAGUUGGAGGCGCGCGCGCACCCUGUCUCGGCCGACCUCGUGCGGGUGCUGGUGCGCCUCGCGCCAAACUGGACCUGGAAUGCGAAAGUGCACGCGCGCACCGAACGGUUUUGGUUGACUGUGGAAGACGGCGACGGCGAGCGCAUUUUGCACGACGAGGAAGUGCGGGUCUCGCAGGACACCGUGGGCCGCGAUCUUUUCGUCGACUGCGUGGUGGCGGUGUCGGAGCCGCUUGCGCCGGCGCUUUUCGUGUGCGUGGCCAGCGAGUCGUGGCUCCACUCGCAGUGGCGCGCGCCCGUGCAGUUUUUCGACGUUCGCAUGCCCAAGGCGCCACUGGCGCCCACCAAGUUGGCUGAUGCCACAGUGCCGCUUUCUGCGCUCGACUUGGAAGUUAAGGACCUCGGUAUCCCGCACCUCAACCGCAUGCAAACACAGUGCCUCCAUUCGGUGUUCCGCACCAACGAAAACGUGUUUGUGGGCGCGCCCAAGGGCACGGGCAAGACGGUGUUGGCGCAGUUGGCGCUUCUUGCGUGCUGGCGCCAGAACAAACAGCGCGCCGUGUACAUCCAGCCGACACAGGCGCUCGUGGACGCGCGCGCGCGCGAGUGGGCGGCGCUUUUCGCGCCUCUCACCGACCCGCCCAAAAACGUGGCGCGGCUCACGGGCGACGCCGCUGCCGACGCGCGCAUCUUGGCGCUCAACCACUUGGUGCUUGCAACGCCCGAGCAGUUUGACGCCGUGUCGCGCCGCUGGCGUCUGCGCCGCGCGCUCCAGGACUUGGGCGUGGUCAUUGCAGACGAUGUGCACUUGUUGGGCGCGCGCCCGGCGUACGAGGCUGUGCUUGCGCGGCUUCGCCUCAUGGCGGGCCAGGGCGUCAACGUGCGCGUGGUGGCGCUCGGCCUGCCGGUGUUGUAUGGGCGCGAAAUGGCGCUGUGGCUCGGGUGUGCGAAGGAGCACACGUACAACUUUGUGGAUGCGCCCGACGGCGCGCGCGAAGUGCGCCUCGAGCCUUUGGGCGCGCGCGCCGACGCCGCUGCGUGCGCCAAGUUUGUCGCCGCAAGCCGCCAGUGCGUGGCGUUUGCCCCAACGCAUGUGGCCGCGGCCGAACUAGUGGCGGCUAUAGUCGAGGUGGUGGAAGAGAAUGGCAAGAGUGACAAAAACGGCAAGAAUGGCGAAAACGGCAAGAAUGACAAAAACGACACAAACGACAAAAACGACAAAAACGGCUCCAACGACCAGGCUCUGCCCGAUCUCUCUGCCGGCAAUAUUGCCGACGGCGCAGCGCGGCGCGCGCUCGGUCGCGGCGUGGGCUUGCUCCAUGAAAACCUAGUGCCGGCGGACAGAGCACACAUUGUUCGGCUCUUUUCAAAGGGACAGCUCCGUGUCUUGGUGGCCACACGGCCAACGGCAGCGUACGCGCCGCCUUCGCGCGACGUGGCUGUCUUUGGAACUCUGGCCCUGGAGCUCACUCAUCUGGGCGCUUACUUUCUUAGCGACGUGGCGGAAAUGGUGGGCUGUGCUCGCGGCGGCCGCGCUCUCAUAUUCGCGCCCGCGCCGCAGCUCGCCUACUACGCGCGCUUCGUGGCCGCGCCUCUCCCGGUCGAAAGUGCGCUCGACGGCUCGCUCGCCGCGCCAUUCGCGUACGAAGUGGCUGUGCGCACGUUCCGCUCGAAACAGGACGCUGUCGACUGGCUCACUUACACGUGGUUGUACCGGCGGUUGGCGCAGAAUCCAAGCUUCUACGGCCUCAAAGACGUGUCGCACCUUGGCGUGUCGGAAUUUCUUUCCGAGCUUGUCGAGUCGACGUUGGAGUCGUUGGCUGAGGGCGGCUUGCUUGAGGUGAACGAAGACGACGACGAAGACGAGGACAGAAGCGACGAUGAGGACGAUGAGGAGCUUUCUCCAUUGAACGGAGCCAUGAUCGCGUCGCAUUACAACGUUUCGCCGCAGGCCGUUGCGGCCUUUGCUGCUUUGUCGGCCAAAGAUCGCUUGCGGGGCAUAUUUUCGGCCGUGGUUUCCGCCCCGGAAUUCGAGUCCUUGCCUGUUCGUGCCGACGAGUUGCCAAUUCUCACGCGGCUUUCGUCUGCUGUUCCGCUCAAACUCGCGCCAGAAUCAGAUCUUGGUCUGCCCCACACAAAAGCAUUUUUACUCUUGCAAGCGUACUUGUCCCGGAUUUCUGUUUCAGGAGACUUGGCCAGCGACCAGCGCACAGUCCUUGAGAAGUCGUUGCCUCUUGUCUUUGCAUGCACAGAUACACUUUCGUCCGAGGGCCAUUUGAACGCUUUGCAGGCAAUGGACCUUGCGCAAAUGCUCGUGCAAGGAAUGUGGAACAGUGAAAGCCCGCUUCGGCAGUUGCCCCACGUCACACAGGAGACUUUAGCUCGGGCGAAAAAGUACAACGUCGAAUCUGUGUAUGACAUCAUGGCUUUGGAGGACAAAGAAAGAGACGAUGUUUUGCAGUUGCAGGAGGAGAAGCUCAAUGAUGUUGCCUGUUUCGUCAACAAGUACCCUAACAUUGACAUUCUGUAUGAAAUGGAUGUGGCUGAACCUCUCACCGCAGGCGAACAGAAACAGAUUACAAUUACCGUGGAAAGAGAUGAGGAAAUGGAAGAUUUGCUCGUGGAGUCGGCCACGUUUCCUUUUCCAAAGCAAGAAGGUUGGUGGCUUGUGGUUGGCGAUGCAACUCUGCGCCAAUUGUAUGCAAUCAAGAAGAUUUCUGUGGCUCACGAAACCCAGCUGGUGACGAUGCUGUUUUCUGUUCCUACUCCUGGAAAACACAAAUUAACCGUGUGGUGUAUGUGCGAUUCGUACAUCGACGCAGACAAGGAGAUGGAGGUGGAAGUGGAGGUGGUUUAA